Messenger RNA from Anguilla anguilla (European eel), 4111 nucleotides. It is a transcript of the gene slc33a1, whose product is annotated as solute carrier family 33 member 1. The record is from RefSeq and is a predicted model, not a curated record. Lineage: Eukaryota; Metazoa; Chordata; Actinopteri; Anguilliformes; Anguillidae. Gene Ontology annotation, cellular component: membrane. The transcript has 6 exons. Gene Ontology annotation, molecular function: acetyl-CoA transmembrane transporter activity. The coding region runs from base 1104 to 2813 and encodes 569 amino acids.
CGUGGUGUGUACAUAAAAUAGCAAAUUAAUACGUCGGCUUGCUGCAAAGAUAAUGUUACAAUGUCAAUUUAUGCAAAUAGCUAUGUUUAAACACUUAAAGACUUAAGAUUUUAUUUGAACUCUUGGCUAAUACAUAAAGCUGGUUGGUACAGUUAAAUAUUGUAUAUGGUGUUCUUGUGAAAAGAGGAACCAACAUUUUGCAGCACAUUGACACGUCAGCUGAAACUCGCGGAAAUGUUUUACUGUUACACCACAACAGCGCUAGCCGGGCUCGUGUCCGGAAAAGUUGUACCUCAGCUGGUAUCGCUGGGGGAAACUUUUACCUGCCUUCUGCCUAAGCCAAAUGAUUUGGUAUUGUUUUCAUUCAUCCCCUGUUUCCUGCAACUAGCUGCUUGCAAAUUCAGUUAAUUCUUUAUCUCAUUUAAUCAUUAUCUUUUUUUCUAUGUUAGACGUUACCUAGCCUGCUGAUGCCGGUGUUCUGGCAGUGUGUAAUGUUGCUACCUUCCGGGUUUUGGUAUGUUCUGUUCAGUUUCGUUUUGAGAUUUUUCGACGACUAGACUGUAGCGUCGCAGCGUAACAUUAAAGCCUCCCUUGUCCUUGCAUUAACAUGUUACUAAUGUAAUACCUAUAAGCCGCUGUUGAGGUAUGUAUUUGGAUCUGUCCACGAUCGCUGUAAUUUCACUGCAGCGUGCAUCACGACAGGUGGUGUUGGAAGCUAUUCGUACUAUAUGCAGGCUACUGGUUACCUGUCUUGGAAUAUAGCGUUAGCUGCUUAGCUUUGUCUUACUGUAUAUCCGGCUUGAGUCAAAUAAUUCGAAAUAUUUUACCCUUUAGACACCAGUACAGUUUCAGCUUUUUAAAAAUAAAAAUCAAUUUUCUCCCAAUAUGCUGCAGAAAAUUGCUAUUUCAUACUAUUGUAUGUUUUUGUCAGUCACGUGCUGUUGACUGUGCCGAGAUCUCCAGGAGUUAUGUUUUCUACUUAAUUUUACUGUUAUCCAUGGAGUUCAAUUAUUUCAAAUACAUAAUGACUGUCUGUCAUAUGUACACAGACGUUAUAAAGCAUUUUUCCAAGCCUGGCAGAGCAGUAGUCAUGCUGUCAGACUAUGUUGACUGGAUUUGUAUUAACACUGUUCCUAAUUAUUUGUUGCAAAGAACGGAAGAGGUGGAUGGACGUCGAGAGAAUUGUCAUGGAGCAUUCUGAAUUGGCCAAACACACGAAUGGGAGGCAAAGGAAGCCAUUUGUUACCUGUGAUAUGAAAGAGGAGGGCAGCUACCACAUAGAUUUGGAAAUUGAGGAGGAGGCCUUACUGCAGGGCUCUGACAAAGAGGACGGGCGGCCCAAGUUGCCCCAUGGCAUCAGGGCAGAGCUCAGCAAUGUGUCCUUGCUGCUCUUCCUCUAUGUGUUACAGGGAAUACCGUUGGGACUGGCGGGGAGCAUACCCCUGAUCAUGCAGAGCAAGAGUGUCAGUUACAAAGACCAGGCUUACUUCAGCUUUGUCUUCUGGCCGUUCAGCCUGAAGCUGCUUUGGGCGCCCCUAGUGGACGCGCUGUACCUGCGGCAGUUCGGACGCAGGAAGUCCUGGCUGGUCCCGACACAGUACCUCCUGGGCCUCUUCAUGCUCUACCUGUCCGUCACGGUGGACUCGCUUCUGGAGGGGGACGGGCACCGGGGGCCUGACAUCCUCACCAUCACUGCCGUCUUCUUCAUGCUGACGUUCCUGGCGGCCACUCAGGACAUCGCGGUGGACGGAUGGGCCCUGACCAUGCUGUCGCGGGAUAAUGUGGGCUACGCCUCAACCUGCAACUCGGUGGGCCAGACGGCCGGCUACUUCCUGGGAAACGUGCUGUUCCUGGCGCUUGAGUCACCUGACUUCUGCAACAAGUACCUGAGAUUUGAGCCAAAAGCCACUGGUGUUGUUACCCUCUCAGAUUUCAUGUUUUUCUGGGGGAUCGUGUUCCUUGUGUCGACCACGUUGGUGGCCAUCUUGAAGAGGGAGAACUGCAAACAGUCCAAGAAGAAGAGCAGGGAAGAGACACAGGGGGUGGUGGAUACUUACAGGCAACUCUUCUCCAUCAUGAAAAUGCCCUCAGUCUUCACCUUCUGUGGACUGUUGCUCACAGCCAAGAUAGGCUUCUCUGCAGCCGAUUCUGUCACAGGGCUGAAGCUGGUGGAAGCGGGGGUGCCCAAAGAGCAGCUGGCACUGCUGGCAGUGCCUAUGGUGCCCCUUCAGAUCGUGCUGCCCCUCAUCAUUAGCAAGUACACUGCUGGCCCCAGGCCCCUCGACGUUUUCUACAAGGCCUUCCCCUUCAGGUUACUGAUUGGCCUGUCUUACACCCUACUUGUGUGGUGGACCCCCAGUGUAAGACAGGAUGGGGGAUUUCCUGUCUACUACUAUGCUGUGGUUUUGCUUAGCUAUGCUGUGCACCAGGUGACGCUGUACAGCAUGUAUGUGGCCCUAAUGGCCUUCAAUGCCAGAGUAAGUGACCCUGUAAUCGGGGGGACCUACAUGACCCUCCUGAACACGGUGACCAACCUGGGAGGGGUCUGGCCCUCCACACUGGCCCUGUGGCUGGUAGACCCUCUAACAAGCAAGGAGUGCCAGGGGGCAGUUGGGCAGAGCUGUGUCUCCCCUGAAGAGGCAGGACUGUGUUUUCGGGAAGGCGGUAUUUGUGUCACUCUGCUGGAUGGGUACUAUGUGGAAUCGGUGGUGUGUGUUGUGAUCGGUUUCGCCUGGUGGUUCUGGCUGGGGAAGAGAAUGAAGCAUCUGCAGGAGGAGAACCCCUCUGCCUGGCAGUGCCAAACAGUCAGAUGAUCCCUACUCACCCCCCCCCCCCCCCGCACACACACCUGUAUUUCUCUCUGCUCUCGCCUCUUUAAAGCUGUUGAUGUUUUGCUACUCAUUGUGUUUUUGUCCAUCUUGCUUUAGCUUUGUUUCUGUCUGUCUCAGUUUCUUGCUUACACUCUCCCUCUCCCUCUCAUUCUCUCACACACAUUAUCUCUUUCCCUCCUUUUCACACACUUCAUUCAGGCUUUAAUUGUGGGGCCUCCACAGGAGAAAGGGUUACACUAGCUUUGAGUGCCUCUUCUUUACCUCUUCAUCUCCUACUGCAUCACCAAAUGUGAUUCAGUAUAUUUUACAGAAUGUAAAACAAGUUAAAGUAAGGUUGAAACAAAUAUUUUAACUAACACAGGAAGCCAACAACUGUGAACGUGCUUUUUUCCAUGAAAACAAAAUUGGAAAUGGCGGAAACACUGGCAAGAUAGAGAUUUGAUCUUGCGUUAUAUUUCUUAUUUAUUUUAUUUAUUUCUUAUUUUGCUUUUUAAAAUUGUUUACUGGGCCUUUUCCCCCUGUCAGUCAUUUUCUGUGCCUUUCAUUCCAAGAAUAUGCACCGUUUUACUGAAUGGGAUUAUCCAUAGUUUAGUUCAGGAAUAUUCUGUUUUUAAGAUAUUUUUAUGACUGUGACAUUGUCGUUUGAAUAUAAUAGCCCUGAAGGGAUGUGGUACACAAUGCAUUUAGCAUUUGAAUAUUUUUUAUUUUUUUUGUUCAAAUGAAGCUACUUUUGGUGGUUAUAGCAGGAUUUUUAUUUUUAAAUAAUUUACCAAAUAUUCUGUUCAGAUGUAUUUUUUGUUCUAUAAUUGUUUUUAAUUUUUAUUGAUUAUUAUUGCUAUUGUUCAAAAUCAUUAUUGGAUCAGUGGACCAGAGAAGCAAUGAAAUUGGUGUUUUGUGACGGUACUUGUACUAGGGGAAUCCUUUUACAGAGGGACCUCCUCACAAUGUGCCGUGUGUGCCCUCUGUGUCAUGGCAAUGUUCAGGUGGUGUAACCGUUCUAUGGUCUCAGGUUAAUAUUUAGUCAAUCUGGUUUUAUGUGGUCGAUUUGAAGUUGAAUUUCCCUGUCAUGGAAUAUUCAAUGAGGUUUAUGUUUAAUAUGUUGAAGACUGUUGAUUUUAUGUAAUCAUAAUGUCUGAGUUGCAGGAUGACUGCAAAUGUGAUUUGUACAAAAGACUAUACUGUACACAGUUCUGAGGAACAUUUAUAUUCCCAAAAUGUAAAGAUUACGGAGAUUUAAUACAUAUCUUAUAGGAAAUAAAAAAUUGAAUAACCAUUCAAAA